Halteromyces radiatus is the source of this 1279-nucleotide messenger RNA. RefSeq lists its product as uncharacterized. The transcript is spliced from 6 exons. The record is from RefSeq and is a predicted model, not a curated record. Gene Ontology annotation, molecular function: methyltransferase activity. NCBI's taxonomy places the organism in Eukaryota, Fungi, Mucoromycota, Mucoromycetes, Mucorales, Cunninghamellaceae. Bases 70 to 1113 code for a protein of 347 amino acids.
CUUACUAAAAUAGAAAAUUUUAUAAAAAAAAAAAAAAACUUUUUACCUUGACUUCCUCUUUUAUCCAGCAUGGCCGAUCAACAACCACAACUAGAUACAGUUGAAAAGUCAAAAGAUGCUUUUUUGAACCUCUUGGCUCAAUUGAACGAUGAACAAUUCCAUGAGUUUGAUAGUUUUGCUCGAUCUGCCUUGGAUGAAUAUCAUGGUCAACUUCAUCAACAUAGUCACGAGGAUGCCACCAAUGAAGAUAUGGAAGUAGAACAACACGAUGGUAGUUUCCAACCUGUCAAUGAUCUGAAAAUGAUGCGGUUGGGUCGUAUGAUCAAGGAUUUACGUGCUAAGGUACCUAUGUCUGCUGAAGCUCCAGGUGAAAAGACUGUGAUUCCAAAUACUGUAGAGUUCUCUGGAUUCAACGACAAUAAUACAGUUCAUGUGGAUGGUUUCUUAUUUAGUGAAGAGGAUGUGGAUGAACUUUGUGAUCAAGGCAAAAUGUCCAGAAAUUAUUGUCUAGAUUGUCAAUCUCGUAAUGUGGCUCCUUUGAAUUUCAUCUCUCAUUCGGCAUCUGUCUUACAAUUACAAUUUUUGUAUCAAGUCGCUUUAGCCAACAAAGUUAAGGAUAAAGUGGUGGUGGAUGUUGGAUCUAGGUUAGGUGCUGUCUUGUACUCUGGCCAUUUGUUUACUAGGGCGAAACGAUUGAUUGGUGUAGAAAUUAAUGAAUGGUUCUGUGAAUUACAAAAGGAUAUGAUUCGAAAAUAUAAAAUGGAUGAUCGAGUGGAAAUCCAGUGCAAAGAUAUUCAACAAUUACCUGAACUUUUAAGCAAACAGGCAGAUGUGGUGAUCAUGAACAACGUGUUUCAAUUCUUCAGUGAAUUGCCUAUUCAACAACAAAUUUGGAAAUAUAUUCGUGAACAAACAAGUAAAAAAUCUGGAUUAUUAUUGGUCACUUUGCCUUCAUUACAAGAACAACUCAAGGAAGCUGGUUUAUCAUCAAACAAAUUGAUGAAAGGUUGGGUGAAGGAAAUCAAAUUGAAUUAUGAUGGUGGAUGGUUUGAAGAUAUCAAUGAAGAUGAAUUGGAGGAAAUACAACAAGUUCAUCUUUAUAAAGUUAUAUAAUUAUAUAUAUAGUAGAUAGAUAGAUUUUUUUUUAUUUGUAUAUGAUAAAAAAUAUAAUUAAAUAGAUAGAUAUGACAAAAAAUAAAUGACUGGAUAAAAUAGAAAAUGAUCAUACGGUGGAAAAAAGGUGUAUAUGCGUGGGGGAAUCAAAUCGUUGGGGGAGAAA